CAGCGGCAACGGCAACCGCGGCGGCGGCGGCGGCGGCGGCGGGGCGGAGCCGUUGCCGAGCUGAGGCGCCAGCGCGGAAGGAGCCGGAGAUGGUGGCCGCGGCCGGGGGGCCGCAGCUCCGCGCCGCCUCGCUCUUGGCCGCGGCGCUGCUGCUGCUGCUGCUGCAGCCGCCGCCUCGCAGCGUGGCCGGAGCCAGCCUGGCCGAGAACGUGAUCUGGGCCGUGAACGCGGGCGGGGAGGCCCAUGUGGACGUCCACGGCAUCCACUUCCGGAGGGACCCCCUCGAGGGGCGGGUGGGACGAGCUUCUGACUAUGGCAUGAAGUUGCCGAUCUUGCGAUCCAACCCUGAGGAUCAGAUUCUCUACCAAACGGAACGCUACAAUGAGGAAACAUUUGGCUAUGAGGUCCCUGUCAAGGAAGAGGGCGACUAUGUCCUCGUACUGAAGUUCGCUGAGGUCUAUUUUGCGCAAUCCCAGCAGAAGGUUUUUGACGUGCGUCUGAAUGGCCAUGUGGUGGUGAAGGACUUGGACAUCUUUGACAGAGUUGGACACAGCACAGCCCAUGAUGAGAUUAUUCCCAUCAGCAUCAAGAAGGGGAAGCUGAGUGUCCAGGGAGAGGUUUCGACAUUCACAGGGAAGCUUAACAUUGAGUUUGUCAAGGGGUACUAUGAUAACCCAAAAAUCUGUGCACUGUACAUCCUCGCGGGAACAGUGGAUGAUGUUCCAAAGCUUCAGCCUCACCCAGGCUUGGAGAAAAAAGAGGAGGAGGAAGAUGAAGAGGAGUAUGAAGAAGGGUCCAGCCCUAAAAAGCAGACCAAUAAGAACCGGGUCCAGUCAGGCCCCCGCACACCAAACCCCUAUGCCUCGGACAACAGCAGCCUCAUGUUCCCAAUCUUAGUGGCCUUCGGCGUCUUCAUUCCAACCCUAUUCUGCCUUUGCAGGUUGUGAAAAAGACAGCAGGCACAGUGGUCUGCAAGCCCACUGCAGGAGGAGUGGGGCCAGAUACCGAGUCUGUCCUGGCUUCUCCAUAUUGCUCAUAAUUUAAGGAAAAUAAUGGCUUGUUCAGGAGCAGCAGGUACAAUAAAGGGAGAGUUUGCAUCCCCCUCAGCGGAACUUUGGGUCUCGGCCAGCUGGGUGCCCCAAGCAGGCGCCUCUCCUGUCCAGAAAGUCCUGAAGCAGAACCUGGAUGUUUUGGGCAGUGAACCCUGUGACGAGCAAGAUGGAGGGGGAAGAAACGGGGAGGGCACGUAAUCCAAAGGUUGGCUGCAAGAAAAGCAGACUUGGCCACUGAACAUCCUUGCCGGAGUGAUUCGCAGGUGUGGAGGGGGGGAUGGGAAGAUGUCCGCUGGAACGUUUGUAACUCGACACGUGGUACUUCUUUUCUCUUCUGAAGGAGGAGACUCACCCUUGUGGACUGAUCUCUGGUAAAAUGCUUCUGGUUGCGGAACAGGUUGAACAGGUUAUCUGGGUCACCUGCUCUGCCAGGUGUCCUGAGCAGCUUUUACUUUCAGGCCGGUGGUUUCCCUGGUCGUGACAAUUCUGACGGGAGCCUUGGAUUGUCCUUGGAGAAUUCCCCCUCGCCCACUUGUGUAACUAACCAGGUUUCUCCCCGCCUGCCCCACGCCGUGCUUUCACUCUUAGGACUUGACCCUUCUCCCUAUUACAUGGCGAAAACCUGACUGGUAGAAGCUGGCGCUCCAGGGGAGGAGGAGGCAGUUUUCCCGAUGGCCUUCAAUUUUUCUCGUGCCUGGAGACUUUCCACAAUCUGAGAUGAUGUCUCCUUUUUUUUCCACUUAAGAAGUCCAGGGCAAGGAAAUCUCAAAAGCUGUCCUGUCCUUGAGCUGCUUCGGUGGUUAAAUUCUUUUAGGCUCAGUUUCAAGGUAACUCUUGAAAGAGAUGCAUGCCCCUUGAAGGGAUCCUGCUGGUCAUUCCUUUCUCAGUUCUUUUCGUGGGCACAGUCUGAAGUGAUCUUAAAAGGUACUUCCUGCCGUGGAAUGCAGAUGGUGAGGUAGCAAAUACAGGGUUGCCUGAAUAUCUGCAACCUAGAGAAAGAUUCCCUCCUUAGGUUGUUGUGACUACUGUUGUUAUCUUUCCUAAAUACUUACUGGGAUCUAAGGAGCAUUUUUCUCCUGAUGUGGCUUUCUGGUUUUCCAUUGCUACAGUUAUAUAGUGGAAUCUGGGGGAAACAAGGCAGAGUAUAAGUCGUUUUCCUCAGUGGCCUUUUCGUACAGAGCGAGCAUUUGCCGAAUGGCUGUACUUGUGAAUCAGUCUCAGUUGAUACUCGGCUCGUGGUGAUGGACCCCCACCGCACCCGUGCUCUGCCACUAGCUCUUCCUCCAUACGCCUCACCCACCCCUCUGGUCGCCUUGCUGAUGCCACCCGGUGUGAUGUUAAGGCCUUCCUUGGGCCUUCAUCUUCUCCCCCACCGUAAUUCCCUUGCAUGCACUCAUGUAGUUAAAAAGUGUCAUGUGAGGGUGCCAAAUCAUACCGCGGGUGACGUUUUCUUAACUUUGGUGAUCCUGCUGUCAGUCGCAAGAGUAGUCCGGAUUGAAGAGGCCAGUCUUCACCAGCAAAUUUCACCUUUCUUCUCAGAAGGGUGAAACGUUUCAUGUUUCUUCCUACAACCUGUCCUGUUUUUCCAGUUUCAGUGUGCUUAAUUUUAAGGUACUUGCCUGGUUUCCUCCCAGGUACAAUGUCAACAGGAAAAUGACUGCUUUACACAGCCAUUUUCUUUUCAUACUGCUGGUAAACAUUAAACUCAGUCCGCUACUCUCUUUCUCCACCUGGCCCAGAAAAUCAUCUUGCCUGGAUUUGGCCUCCUUUUGGACAUUUUGGCCCCAAAGUAAAUUAUUCUUUCCUUCAUUUUAUUUAUUUAUAUAUAUUUCUACUACAGGGAGUAACGUAUGCCCCCACGCAUUUAGUAUUCAUUUUUUUAGGAAUAAACCCCAUUUGGCUGAAAAUGCUGGCAGGGAUUUGCAGCAGUCCUCAACCUGAAAGUUUCCACUUGCUCUUUCUCCUCAUGGCUCUAAACUUUGUUUGAUGGAAGAGUGUCCGUUUUCAUGGCUGCUGUUGGUGAAGUGACUUCUGGCUUAGGCUGUGUGAGACGGCUGAGAUGUGCUAGCCAAACCUGGCAACAGAUACAGCUAGGGAAGCGGCACACCUUCGUGGUUUCACACACGUUACCCAGAAGUAAUUUCACCAAGUGCCAUAUUCUGUUAAUCUCAAUUUGGAAGAAUUUGAUUCAGAAGCUGUUUAGAUGUUGCAGGUCCAGACAGAAUAAUCUGUUCUUCAAAGCAGGUGGACGUUAUGUGAGCUCAGGUACAUAGCCAUGAGGGCAAGGGGCUGCUUUUAUCUUGAUACUGUUGUUCUUUUUUUUUUUUUUUUUGAGUCCUUAAUCUUUAAACAAAAAGCCCUUGUGGCUGUUUAUUUAGGAGCGGGUUUAUAUUUUGCAAGUAAUCUGAACAGAUAAGUUGCCUUGCCUCUCUCAUACCCUAAUAUUUCCCACUGUAAAUUUGUAAGAAUGCGUGUUUCCUCUGCAAACUCUGAAGCAAAUUGAACAUAGAGGAAGACCAAGUGGGCUAUUGCAACCUCAUUCCCAUUCCCUUUUCCCUGCUGGGGCAGAGGCAGCUAACAGUGACUGAUUAUCUUCCUGAACAAUUGUACUCCCUAUCUCCUCCAUUUCAGAGAGCUCUAAAUUCCUACCUAAAGAAAGAAAGAGAGAUGGUUUGUUUCUGACACGUAUGGGUAGACUGAGUGGAAGCUCCACCCCCAGCAAAGUCUUUAACGUAACUAAAAUUCUGCAUUUCUGAGUCUUGAGGUGUAACAAAUGACAACUGCCUUUAUCCUCAUAAGAAUGUUUGACCCCAGUCACACACUAGUAAGCGCAGCCUUAUCCCUAUUUUCAUAUAUGGAGAGAACAUGGGCCUAAUUUCCCGACAAGGCAUCCCAGUGGCUUCUUUCUUAGAGGGAAUUGCAGGACUGUCAACAUCUGAAUCUGUAUCUGUAUAAGCUUCUUCAGGUAGUGAGUUGGCAGGCUUUGCAUGUCAAGAAGUCUCUCUCUAAAGAACUUGUUUUUUCUAAACACUUCGGGUGAGGAAGGCCCCCUGGAGCCCCACGGUCUUCACACGUGCAGAAAGUGGCGAAGGUCAACGUCUACACUUCACUUCCUGCUCUGAGAUGCCACUAACAGUAUGGGCACGUGUGAGGGCUUGGUCUUUCCAUGCUUACAUAGUCUGAAGACCAAAAACCAGGCAAUCUGUCAAGAGCCUUGCAGGGUUGCCCUCCGCAACAGACAUCUAAACAUCAGCCAUAGAACAGUCGAGGAAUCUUGCCAUUACAUCUCGUUGUGUGUGAGGGACAUCUACCCCUUUGGGGCGCUGUAAGAGUAUUAAGACUGCUGUGAUCUGCACACCAACAGUGUGUUGGUUCAGAAGGUCGGUGGUCAAAUGGCUUAUGUUGCCUUGGCAUCUUGAUUUAGAGGCUUUUUUCCUUUGGGCUCUUCUACCUAAGCUGGAAAUCUUAGGUUUGCAGUGUAGGGUUCAAGCAGAUGGCAGCAUAAAUAGACAAGAGGGACUUCUUGCCUGCCAGAUGCCCAAAGGUACUAACGGUUCCUGCCAUUGCCUGCUGUGAGAAGGGACAGUGUUCUGGCUUCAUUUAUGCUGAUGAAUGCCCUAGUAGAUGUUGGAGCACAAGUCCGUGUGCAGUAGCAUUAUUUGGGCACGGGUAUCAGGCUGCCCUUUUCUGGAAUUGUUUUGUUCUUUGACCUACAUCUACAUUUUACUUGCACAAAUACAAAUCCCCCCUCCCCAGCCAGUAGGGAGAGUAAAUGGUCGCUUUAUAGUCCCCAAGGUCCCGUCAGAGACAUGCUGUUGAAAGACGCCCUGUUUGAAUGCAGCAACUUAGACAUCCGAACACAGACGAGAAAGCCUACGGAUCAGGUAUCAUAGUUUGAAUUUCCUGAGGGAGAAAGGGGGCCAUUUGAGUAGCCUUGGGAAGGGUCUGCAGCUGCCUCUGGCUGGGGGGUUGGGCAGGGGCUCAUCAGCAGCGAAUCCCAAAGGUAAAGCUCUGCUUGGACUUAAAUGUGUGUUGCAUUGUACAGACCAGGACUUGCUAAAAACGUGUUCGAUAUAAGUCGGAAAGAUCGGGUGUUGGAACUUGCAAAACAGAAAGUCUAAACUGAUAUUGCUGGGCUUCCUUGGUCCCAAAGCAAAAGGUAGAGUUGGGAGUUGUUACCGUGCAGAACUGUUUAUCCUAGAGAUCUACAGGUUACCAGAACAGAGCUGUACCUUGCUUUUGAAAAGUCCCAAAGGCAGCAAGGCUGUAGAAGUCUGUCUGAGAAUUGUGUGUGGUCCUUGAAUGCAGUCUUCCUUCAGGAGCUAAGGAGUGAUCCCUGGCGGCACAUAAUGCCUGCUAGCACCUUAAUGUUGCUUCCUAGGAAGCUGAAUAGCUGAGGAAGGUGGCAGUAAGGAGCGCAUUGGCAGCCAGCCUCUUUCCAAUGCCUUUGGGCUGCCCAGAGGCUCCAAAUUCUCAAGCCCUGCCUGCAGUGGGGAUCCAAGAAUGGUGCUUAGCUUCCAAAUCAUUUUUUGACCAGGGCUGUUUUUUUUUUAACCAAGAGACAAUUCCCUGGUUAAAUGUGUGGGAAAUUAUUGGGGUGCCUUUGGGGAGUGCCUUGAGAGAUUUUUGAGUUCACCCAGGGAAAGGGCCAGACUUUUUUUUUUAAUUCACUUCCUAAGCAAAUAGGAGUCAGGUCAUCUUAUCACAAUCAGCGCUUAAGUGAAGAUAAUCCUUGUUAUCAGUAACGAGGCAGAUGCAGGUGUUGAGAGCUGCAGUCUCAGCUAUCAUAUGAUUGAGGGGCCCACCCUUUACUGUACUGUUGUGUAAGUUUCUCUUUUCUGUUUGUGCCCCUGCUUGCUCAGGAGGCAUUGACCUGGCCUCCUGGGGCGGCCUAGAUGUUUGCUUCCGGGUGACAGGCCUAAGUUGUGGGGGAAUCUGUCCUCACUGCUGGUUUGUCAUUCGCAACUGUAAACUCAAUACCUAAUUCUAAAGCAGGGUAGUGUGUGCAGCUGUCCUUUACUUUGUGUCUUUAAUACUUUGCAGUGGUUCUUUUUAUUAUUGGGACAUGUGUAGGUGUGCAUUUAAUAUUGAGCUUGGGCAAAGGGUAAAAAGCACAUAGGACAUUGGCUUUGCAAAAGAUUUCUUUUCCUGGGGAAGCAAAAUAGGUAUGGGUGAGUUCUGCAUUAAUUCUUCCCUCCACCCCAUUUUUUUUUUUGGUACAUUUAGCUGUUUGUUUUAUAAAUUUUGUUGGUUUCUUUUUCCCCCAGGAUGUCUGGUUGAGGGAAAUAUUCUGAAAACUACUGCCUGGCAGUUUUAACCAGCAGUGUGUUAAAAAAAAAUUAAAUAAAACAAAAUUAUAUUGUCA
Messenger RNA from Candoia aspera, 6417 nucleotides. It is a transcript of the gene MLEC, whose product is annotated as malectin. Lineage: Eukaryota; Metazoa; Chordata; Lepidosauria; Squamata; Candoiidae. Gene Ontology annotation, molecular function: carbohydrate binding. The transcript has 5 exons. Gene Ontology annotation, cellular component: membrane. The coding region runs from base 90 to 947 and encodes 285 amino acids. The record is from RefSeq and is a predicted model, not a curated record.